AUGUCAAAUAAUACUGCCAAGGCUACUGCUGAAUUCAUUAUGAACGAAUUCAUUAUGAUACAUGGUGCAGCUGAACGAUUUAUUACAGAUAGUGGUGUACAUUUUAAGAAAACACUAAUGAAGACGAUUACCACAAUGAUGAAUAGUACUCAUGCAUUUUCAGCUUCGUACCAUCCGCAAACGAAUGGUCAGAUGGAGCGCUUCAAUGCUACCUUUUGUACACAGCUGGGAAAGUAUUAUGAUGAGAACGAAGAUGAUUGGGAUGAUUAUCUUCAAUCGGUUGUUUAUGCCUACAAUACCGGCAUUCAUGCUACAACUGGCUUUGUUCCGUACGAACUUGCAUUUGGUCGAAGACAAAAGAGUUCAUUCGAUUCCAGCUCAAACAACUUCACUUUAACUCAACCGGAUACGUUUUUUAAACAUUUACAAAAAACACGGCGAACAAUUCUUAAAUAA
This is a messenger RNA of Rotaria sp. Silwood2, 456 nucleotides long. The record is from the annotation of a GenBank genome assembly. Lineage: Eukaryota; Metazoa; Rotifera; Eurotatoria; Philodinida; Philodinidae.